AUGACACUCGUUGAAGAGAGCAUCGUUCGCGAGCUGGGAGUACGAGGAGCGUAUCAGCCGUUGACUCUCCAGUGGACGGGCAAUAUUGUUCGACGGGAAGCUUCAUCUGAGUGUGUGUCAUUCAAAGUUGCUUCUGAUGCAGGAGAUCGAUUAGAUGUGAAAGAAGCACAUACGGUGAAAAAGUCACAUCUACCGAAGCAGCGAGUUAACUUCAAGGAGUUGUCCAAACAUUAUCCACAUUUGGAGGGUCUGUAUGCAGCCGACCAUACUGGAGAGGAACCGAAAAUCCUGAUCGGACUCAACAACGCCUUCUUGCUUGCUCCAUUGGAAUCCAGGGUUGGUAAUGCCAAUGAACCCAUUGCAGUUCGCUCUUGCUUAGGAUGGACGAUAUAUGGCCCUAGAGAUACUGUUUCGACAACUGGUUUUCUCGGUUUCCACAGUGGAUAUACUAACGAGGAUCUUCACCAAAUGAUGCGGGAGUAUUAUCUGAGUCAAGAGCCUCGAACCAUUGUAAGUAAGCUUCCGGAAUCUGCUGAGGACCGCAGAGCACGAGAACUCUUGGAGGCUACGACGAUUAAAAUCGGUGAUCGGUUCGAAACCGGUCUCCUUUGGCGAACAGACGACGUUAAAUUACCAGACAGUUACCCGAUGGCAAUCAAGCGGUUACAGGGACUCGAGCGGCGACUUCUGAAGAAUCCGGAAAUGUACGAUAAAGUGAAAAAGAAAAUAAAGGAGUACCAAGUAAAAAAAUAUGCACAUAAAGUAACCCCGGAGGAACUUGCGACGUCUAAUCCGAAUAAAAUAUGGUACUUGCCUCUGAAUGUGGUUGUCAAUCCAAGGAAACCACAAAAAAUAAGGUUGGUGCUUGACGCAGCGGCACAAGUAGACGGCGUAUCCCUAAACUCGAAGCUCCUCGCGGGUCCAGACUUCCUGACGCCCCUCCACACCGUUAUUCAACAGUUUCGCGAAAGACAGGUGGCGUACGGCGGAGAUAUUCGUGAAAUGUAUCACCAGUUCCGAAUGAGAGACACAGACAAACACGUUUUGCGUUUUUUGUUUCGGGCUCAUCCAAAGACUGAACCGGAAGUAUAUGUAAUGGACGUGGCCAUUUUUGGCUCAGCAUGCUCGCCUGCGUCCGCACAAUAUAUAAAAAAUCUCAACGCAUCCCACUACGCUGAUCAGUUCCCCGAGGCAGCAAGUGCAAUUAUCCACAAGCACUAUGUGGAUGAUUAUUUUGAUUGUGCGGAUACUGCUGAUGAAGCUAUUGAACGAGCGAAACAAGUGCGUUACAUUCAUAGCCAAGCUGGUUUAGAGAUACGCAAUUGGGUCUCAAACUCGACAGGUUUCCUUGAAGCAAUGGGUGAAUCAACUUCAGGAAGCAAGGUGUCGUUGAAUAACGGCAAAGAGGGUCCUAGUGAGCGUGUUUUAGGAAUUAUUUGGCUGCCCUCCGACGACGUGUUCACUUUCUCCACGACGAUGCGCGCAGACCUGAUGCAUUAUAUGUCAACCAACGAUCGUCCUACUAAACGGAUCAUACUCAGCUGCAUAAUGAGUCUUUUUGACCCAUUAGGUUUGCUAGCACCAUUUACCGUUCACGUGAAAGGUCUUCUUCAACAUACCUGGCGCUCUGGCUGCGAUUGGGAUGAGAAGGUGAACGAUGAGUGCUACGAAAAAUGGUCUCGUUUGCGAAAUGUAUUUCCCGUCAUCAACCAAGUGCUCAUACCCCGGUGUUAUCUGCGAAAUGCCCCAUCAAGCGCAUACAGUACGCUGGAAGCCCACGUGUUUAUGGAUGCGAGUCAGGAUUACUACGGGUGUGCUGUAUAUUUCCGAAUAACUCACCAAGGAAAUUCUCGAUGUUCGCUGGUGGCUGCGAAGACGAAAGUUGGUCCGUUGAAGCCAUUUUCCAUUCCACGAAUGGAGUUGCUAGCUGCAACAUUAGGAGUACAACUGUUGAAUUCAGUAUUAUCAAAUCACAACAUCAAACCUACGAAACGUGUUCUAUGGACUGACUCAUCAACAGUGCUGCAUUGGAUAGCCGCAGACCCGCGAAAAUUUAAACCGUUUGUAUCGCGUAUCGAGUCGGCGAAAUUCUGCAGGAAACAAGUAUAA
Toxorhynchites rutilus septentrionalis is the source of this 2109-nucleotide messenger RNA. RefSeq lists its product as uncharacterized. Lineage: Eukaryota; Metazoa; Arthropoda; Insecta; Diptera; Culicidae. Bases 1 to 2109 code for a protein of 702 amino acids. The transcript has a single exon. The record is from RefSeq and is a predicted model, not a curated record.